AUGGCCUCACUCGAUUACUCAACUACUGCCCACUCAUCGAACGGCUUGGACAACGGGAACGGCCAAGACGUGAUCCAAACACCUUCCAUAUGGACAGUCAUGCAAGACUGGAUCGAUGCCCUGCCAGCAGGAACACCCACCCAAGAAAAAAAUCGACUGAUUCUACAGAAAGAGCUGCAAUGGAUUCUUGACGAGUUUGAUGGGAAGGAGACCAUCGGGGAAAACGGCCUUGUGUUCUCACACAAUGAUCUUAUCCCCGGAAAUAUCAUCAUUCAAUCGGAUGACGAGGACUUGAUUGCGACGGACAGCUCUAAACCUGUCAAAGUCACCUUUAUCGACCAUGAAUGUGCAAUGUCCUGCCCCGCCGCCUUCGAGAUAGCCAGUCAUUUUGCUUGUUGGAUUGGAAACGAGUGUGACUAUACCAAGAUUCCCUCGAAAUACACUCGGCGGCAAUUUCUCGUCGCAUACACCAAGAGUUACUGCCAGCACCGCGGGUUGAGUCCAUCGGCAGAAGCUGAACUUCUCGAGCGCUUGUCUGAAGAUGUUGAUCGUUACCGAGGAAUCCCGGGCUUCUACUGGGCUUUGUGGGGAUUCGUUCACUCCGAAACCUCUGAACUGGACUUCGACUCUGCCGCCUAUGGUAAGCAACGGCUGGAGGAGUACUAUGCCUGGAAACGUGAAUAUGACGGCAGCCGGGCGAAUACUGGUGAGGAAAUGCCCUUCCGGGAGCAACGCUGGGCAAGAGAAGAAUAA
Penicillium maclennaniae is the source of this 753-nucleotide messenger RNA. RefSeq lists its product as uncharacterized. Gene Ontology annotation, molecular function: choline kinase activity; ethanolamine kinase activity. The record is from RefSeq and is a predicted model, not a curated record. Gene Ontology annotation, biological process: phosphatidylethanolamine biosynthetic process; phosphatidylcholine biosynthetic process. Bases 1 to 753 code for a protein of 250 amino acids. Lineage: Eukaryota; Fungi; Ascomycota; Eurotiomycetes; Eurotiales; Aspergillaceae. Gene Ontology annotation, cellular component: cytoplasm. The transcript is spliced from 3 exons.